This is a messenger RNA of Ornithodoros turicata, 1377 nucleotides long. RefSeq lists its product as uncharacterized. The record is from RefSeq and is a predicted model, not a curated record. The coding region runs from base 1 to 1377 and encodes 458 amino acids. NCBI's taxonomy places the organism in Eukaryota, Metazoa, Arthropoda, Arachnida, Ixodida, Argasidae. The transcript has a single exon.
AUGGAAGAAGAGUACCCAGAGACGGCGAGCCGCCUAGGGAAACACAUGUACGUCGACGACCUGGUCAUCGGAGCCACUGAUGUGCAAGAGGCAAAGAAGAUCGCUAAAGAGGCAACAGAGAUUCUGGAGCGGGCGCACAUGAAGUUACACAAGUGGGCGUCAAGCGACAAUGACGUGCGUCAAUUCUUGCAAGCGGAGUCUGGUGAAAGGACAUUAGGAGACACGAAGGACAUGCAAAAGGUCUUAGGAUUAGCGUGGCUACCGGACGAAGACGUUUUAACGAUUUCAAUGAGCGACGUAUGGGACAUGCAUCAGGAACGAGGAGACACCAAGCGACGGGUCCUGCAGAUCACCGCACGAGUUUACGAUCCUUUGGGAAUGCUGGCACCUUUCACCGUAUGCGCAAGAAUAUUCUUCCAGUUGUUGUGGAAACGAAAGGUUGGUUGGGAUGACAUACUGCCCAUAGAACUUCAACCAACAUGGAAUCAGUGGUGUGCAGAGUUGUUGCACCUGCAAGACCUGAAAGUAUCAAGGUACAGCGGCCAGGACAAGGAUGCAGAUGUCGUGUUCACGGAGAUACAUAUAUUCUGUGAUGCAAGCCCCGCAGCUUAUGGAGCGGUAUCAUAUACAGUUAUGGAGGAUUCCAGUGGUACAAAGAGCCCAACAAUGCUAAUGGCGAAGUCUAGGCUCGCGCCGAUAAAAGAACUGACGGUUCCACGGCUCGAGUUGAUGGCAUGCCUGGUAGGAGCAAGACUAGCGUCCUACAUCACAGAAAAGAUUCAAGUCACUCCAGUUCGACGACACCUGUGGACAGAUUCCAAAAUCAAUCAAUCAACCAAUCAAUCAAUCAAUCAAUCAAUCAAUCAAUCAAUCAAUCAAUCAGAUUCCAAAAUCGCGCCUUGCUGGAUACGUGGAGAUCCACAACGAUGGAAACAAUUCGUCCACAAUCGAGUAAAAGAAAUUCAUGAGCGCACGAGGACAACAGAAUGGGGAUACUGUAACAGUAAAGAAAACCCAGCAGAUUUGUUAACAAGAGGAAUCUCCGCACGAAAGUUGAUCGAAAGCAAAACGUGGUGGUCAGGACCAAGCUGGUUGUCUGAGGAUGAAAGCGAAUGGCCUGGUGGCAGCUCAGAUGGUGACUUCGCAAAAGACGAACUAGAGGAGAAGGAAUCAAGACACGUAUUGCAGACAGUAACGACGGUGACAGACGAAGUCAUCGACAUGCGAAGGUUCAGUACCCUGAAGAAACUGCACAAAGUCAUGGCCUGGGUUUUCAGAUUCACCGAAAAAGCGCGCAAAAGAAGUCGGCAAAGCGGACCGUUGACAGCGCAGGAAUUAAAGGAGUACAGAGGGCCAUCCAAAAAAAUUUCAGAUUAA